This is a messenger RNA of Fraxinus pennsylvanica, 756 nucleotides long. Lineage: Eukaryota; Viridiplantae; Streptophyta; Magnoliopsida; Lamiales; Oleaceae. The record is from the annotation of a GenBank genome assembly.
AUGGCAAACCCUGAAUCCCUUUUGCUGACGAAAAAACUAGAAGGCAAAGUUGCCAUUGUCACUGGUGGUGCUAGUGGCAUUGGGGAGGCGACUGCGAGUCUUUUUGCCGAUCAUGGUGCACGGGCAGUUGUGAUUGCUGAUAUACACGAUGAGAAAGGUCAAACGGUGGUUGAAUCCAUUGGCACAGAGAGGUGCAGCUACGUGCGUUGUGAUGUUAGUGAUGAAGAACAAGUAAAGGCCAUGGUGAAUUGGACAGUUGAAAAAUAUGGCCAACUUGAUAUUAUGUUUAGCAAUGCAGGAAUAGUCAACUUACGUGGAAUGGCAGCUUGUAUAAAGCACGCAGCGCGAGUGAUGGUGGAGAAGCAUGUCCGGGGGACCAUUGUGUGUACUGCCAGUGUGGCCGCCACCAGAGGGGCUAUGCACCGGACCGACUAUGCCAUGUCAAAGCACGCAGUUUUAGGAUUAGUCCGAUCAGCCAGUCGACAAUUAGGGGAGUACGGAAUUAGAGUAAACAGCGUGUCACCGUCUGCCGUAGUAACUCCAUUGACAUGUGAAGCCAACCAGAUGACUCUGAAAGAUGUUGAGAAAUUAUAUGAAAAUUCUUUUGUGCCAUUGACUAGUUUGAAAGGAAUUGUAUUAACAGUUAGACACAUAGCAGAAGCUGUAUUGUUUCUCGUCUCAGACAACUCAGCUUUCGUGACUGGGCAUGACUUGGUGGUGGAUGGUGGCCUGAAUGGCCUUCCCCAUCGAAACUGA